Molecule: messenger RNA, 1059 nt
Organism: Talaromyces stipitatus ATCC 10500
Lineage: Eukaryota; Fungi; Ascomycota; Eurotiomycetes; Eurotiales; Trichocomaceae
Product: aldo-keto reductase (AKR), putative
Exons: 2
Coding region: 90-1013 (307 amino acids)
Cellular component (GO): cytosol
Molecular function (GO): aldose reductase (NADPH) activity
Source: RefSeq, a predicted model, not a curated record
AUAGAUAAUUGCGACAGUAAAUAUCUGUUGACAGAAGUCUCUUGUUAAAAGACGUUCAUGGCAAAGCCAGUAACUAGUCUACUCUCAAAAUGCCUUCUGGUCGUCUGCCACUUCGCCCGAAUGGCCUUACCCCUCCAACCCAAAUGCCCACCAUGAUUUACGGGACGGCUUGGAAAAAGGACCGCACCGCAGACCUGGUCUAUACAGCUCUAAAAGCUGGAUUUCGCGCCGUGGACACCGCAGCACAGCCAAAGCAUUAUCGCGAAGAUUUGGUAGGGGAUGGUAUUAGGAAAGCGAUUGCUGAUGGCAUUGUUAAGCGUGAGGACCUCUACAUACAAACGAAAUACACCCCAGUCCAAGGUCAGAAUCCGCAUGACAUGCCAUACGAACGAAGGCUUAGUAUAACGGAACAAGUCAAGGCUUCGGUUCAAUCGUCUCUUCUGAAUUUUCGUUACUUCAAUGCUGCAGGUAGCAACGCCUAUAUUGACACGCUAGUUUUCCACACACCAUUAUCUACCAUUGAACAAACCAUAGAGGCGUGGAUUGCCGCAGAGACAUUUGUACCUGAAGUUAUACACAACAUCGGGAUAUCAAACUGCCCUCUUCCGGUACUAAAAGCGCUAUACACUUCGCCUGAGAUCAAAAUCAAGCCGGCAGUAGUGCAAAAUCGCUUCUACCCGGACGAGGACUACGAUGUUGAUCUACGCGUGUUUGCUCGCGAGAAUGAAAUUAUCUAUCAGUCCUUUUGGACUCUGACGGCAAAUCCACAGCUCGUCAAAAGCGAGUCAGUACAGCAGCUUGCUCAAAAGGCGGGGAUUAGUGUCGCAGUUGCUUUGUAUGCUCUUGUGAUCAGCCUAGGGAAAGUCUCGGUGCUUGAUGGAACCACGAACGAGAUUCACAUGGCAGAAGACUUGAAACUGUCUUCAAAGAUUGAGCAUUUUAGUGAAGCACAUCAGCAAGAAUGGCAAGAUCUAGUCUCCGGCUUUAAACGUUUGAUUGGAGACCCUGCAUGACUUAUGACAUUAUAUGACUAUACAUAAUUACAUUCGCAUUGCUGUC